Messenger RNA from Aspergillus aculeatus ATCC 16872, 1561 nucleotides. RefSeq names its product DUF3500 domain-containing protein. The record is from RefSeq and is a predicted model, not a curated record. The transcript is spliced from 2 exons. NCBI's taxonomy places the organism in Eukaryota, Fungi, Ascomycota, Eurotiomycetes, Eurotiales, Aspergillaceae. The coding region runs from base 165 to 1472 and encodes 435 amino acids.
CUUUCCCCAACCGAUAAGGAUAAAUAAAUUCAUUCGCCUCUGCCUCGCAUCCCAAGCUAAAUACUAUUACUUUUCCUCCUUCUCCUCUCGAAACUCCCCUUCCCUCCUGUCUCUCUUUCCUUCCCCCAUCACAAUCGCAUCACAUCCGCCAUAACACUGCCACAAUGACUCACUCCGAGGCCGAAUUGCAGAAGCCUACGGGCGAAUACCGUCAAUACUUGCCCGAUCUCAGUCUGAAGCGCUUCCAGGUGAUGCGUACACAGGAUGCCCAUGAAUAUGCACACGAGUUCAAGACGCAACGUCAGCCUCCAUGGCUGCACGCGCUCUACAUGCACUGGCUGGACCUGCUGCAAGAGCCCUUCAAGGGUGUAACCACCGACGGAACCGUUCGCCCCGACCUGUUCAAACUCCAAGACGAAGGCAUCCCAAUUGACACAAUCGUCGAAGCCACUCAAAAUGUGCUGUCCCUGGCCGACGAAAACCAGCGCAAAGCUCUGUGCUACCACAUCGACUCCCCCGAGUGGCGGACCUGGUCCAACCCCGAAUUCCUCCUCAGCAACAAGGGAAUUCGGCUUGAUGAGAUCGACAGCAAGCUCCGCGACGCCGUCUUGAACGUCCUCAAGGUCACACUAUCUCCCGAAGGCUACGAGAAGGCCAUCGCGGCAAUGCGCAUCAACCAUUUCCUGGGCGAGCUGGUCGACGGUGUCAAGGUCAUGAACGAAUUCUCCUAUAACUUUGUCCUCUUCGGUCGUCCCUCGACCGACCGACCGUGGGGCUGGUCCUUCUACGGCCACCACCUCUGCCUGAACAUCUUCCUCUACAAGGGUCAGAUCGUCGCCUCCCCGUGGUUCACGGGCGCCGAGCCCAACGAGAUCGACUCCGGCCCGUACGCCGGCACUCGCAUCAUGCAGGUGGAGGAGGAACUAGGUCUGCGUCUCAUGCAGUCCCUGUCCCCCGAGCUCCAGCAGAAGGCGCGUGUCUACGCCGAGAUGCACGACCCGGCGAUGCCGCCCGGCCGCUGGAACCGCGACGACCAGCGCCAUGUCUGCGGUGCGUACCGGGACAACCGCGUCGUGCCCAACGAGGGUAUCCCCGCCAGCACAUUCAACGAAGAGCAGAAGAAGUUCAUGUACGGGAUCUUCGAGCAGUACCUGCUCUACCUGCCUGCCCGCGCCCGCCAGCUGAAGCUGGAUCACAUCCGCCAGUUCGAGUCCGAGACCUACUUUUGCUGGAUUGGAUCCUAUGGCAACGAGGACCCUUUCUACUACCGCUUGCAGAGCCCGGUCAUCCUGGUCGAGUUCGACCACCACUCUGGCGUGUUCCUCAACAAUGAGGAGCCCAAGAAGUUCCACAUCCACACCCUGAUGCGGACGCCGAACGCCGGUGACUACGGCAAUGCUUUGCGUGCGCAGAUCCCCGCAAUUGAGGGGUUGAAUGGGAAGGAGAUCGUGUGGGAGAAAUCUGCUCUGUGAAAUACUCGAGCCUUGUAAAUAUGAUGAAGUUAUGUGAAUAGUGUUUCUAUAGUUAUCAAUGCCGUAUAUACGAUUUCUUUCAAUGUCGG